This is a messenger RNA of Aedes albopictus (Asian tiger mosquito), 960 nucleotides long. RefSeq names its product jerky protein homolog-like. Gene Ontology annotation, cellular component: nucleus. NCBI's taxonomy places the organism in Eukaryota, Metazoa, Arthropoda, Insecta, Diptera, Culicidae. The transcript has 3 exons. The coding region runs from base 1 to 960 and encodes 319 amino acids. The record is from RefSeq and is a predicted model, not a curated record. Gene Ontology annotation, molecular function: DNA binding.
AUGGAGAUGGUUAGACAGGCUUCCGGAUCAAAACGGAAACAUACAACGCUUUCACUGGUCGACAAACUGAAGAUUGCCGAAGAAGCGGAAGCUGGAGUAACGUCCCGUAAGCAGAUCGCUAAAAAAUGGGGUGUUGGGGAAUCCUCGGUGGGCAGAUUUCUUCAGAAUAAGGCGGCGAUACAACUGGCAGUAGAGAAGCAUAGAGAACACGGGCUAAAGCAUCGGAAAACGCUAAAGGAGCAGCAUUAUCCGCUGAUGGAGGAAGCACUUUUUAUUUGGAUAUUGCAGCAGCGGGAAGCCAACAUCAUUGUUCCGGCGGAUAUUUUGCGGGCCAAAGGAGAGUCUCUAUUCAGAGAGUUCCAAAAGCAUGGAUGCUACUGCGAUCAAUCAUUUCUUGCUUCAAAAGGUUGGGCUCAACGGUUCAAAGAACGCCAAGGUCUGCGAAUGGGGGAUGAGAAAGCAGCUUCGGGGCGGAAGCUUAACAAAACACGGUAUACCUUGAUGCCAUGUUCUAACUAUGAUGGCUCUCUUAAACUAAAACUGAUGUUUAUUGGGACAUCGGAAAACCCACGAGAUCUCCCCCGCGGAGCCGACAAAGGUUUACCGGUUUCGUACUAUUUCUCAAAAAAAGCGUGGAUGACACGCGUUCUAUUUCGGAAGUGGUUCGAAGAUGAAUCUGUGCCAAUUGUGCGAAAAUUUUGUAGCGAGAGGAAUAUGGAGCCGAAGGCUCUACUGGUGCUUGACAACUGUUCGGCGCACCAUGACGCAGCCGAUAAGCUGGUUGGAACGCAUACCGAUGAAGAUGAUGUGAAUCGCUGGCUCAACGACAAAGUGGUGGAUUCUGAUGGUAACUUGUUAAGCGGAACCAGACAGGUAUCGGAAAUGCAGGUUUCGGAAAUGCAGCGUAUGAAGCAGAGUGGCUGGAUGAUACCGACGAAAAUGUUUCUGGUGGUUCAUUGA